CAUGGUUAACUAAUAUAAUUUACUGUAUAUAUUAAUCAUAUGUAUUAUUAUUGUUACUUAUAUUUAAUUAGUAAUUGUAAGCAUGCAUGCAUGUUGUAAGUGCAUUUAUCAAGGACUUUUGUAAAUGUAAUGUUUUAAAAAAAUCUUUGUUUUUAGUAAUUUUUUGUAGGCUAUGUAUCACAUUAUGAAUUUUUUGGAAUGUAAUGAAGUUGAGUUGGCACCAUCCAAUUGGGUAUCCAAUGGAGUGUGUGCUUGGCCACCAUAUAAAACUGGAGAUAUCCAUAAGGCUAUAAUAAAUAAAGAGCAGCCCAAAGAAAACUGGAAAUCAUUUAAGGUUGAAGUUAUGUACACAACAGAUAAUUACAGAACUGCAAGACUGAAGCUUCAAGUUGCUGAAAGACACUCCGAUUUGCAGACAGCAGAAGAUGAAGAAGGCAAUGAAAUUCCAAAAAGAACAAAAAGAAGGAAAAUAGCAAACACAAGAUUUGAUAGUGAUAGUGAUAGUGACGGUGAUGUCUGUAACAAACCCAAAAGCCAUCUACCUCCACCACCCAAGACAACCCCUCCUCAAAAAUUUUCAAAAUCAACCACCAAGAUGUCUGCUGACCAUGGAGAACUUGGACGAAAUGCAAAAUCAAUGUGCAGGAUGAAUCAACCUGACAGUGUUCAGCUAUAUUCUGAAUGUAGGUCCACUGAAUGUGGAAGAUGCACUCAAGAAAGGAAAAGCCUGAGAAAUGUUUACAGAAAUCAAAGUGCAUCUACAGUGGAAGAGCACCUAACCCCAGAGUGUGUGGAACUUGCAGAUACUGCGUUUAGACACUGGUCUACCUCACAACAAAAUGAUGGACCAAAUCAAGACAUCUAUGGCCGUGUUUUAUCUUUUCAUGUUUCCUUUAUUUUUCCAUUUUUCAUCAUGCUUGCCAAUUUAUAG
Molecule: messenger RNA, 931 nt
Organism: Erpetoichthys calabaricus (reedfish)
Lineage: Eukaryota; Metazoa; Chordata; Cladistia; Polypteriformes; Polypteridae
Exons: 3
Coding region: 173-931 (252 amino acids)
Source: RefSeq, a predicted model, not a curated record